AUUCACACAAAUGAAAAAGAAGUGACAGAGAAGGAAGUGACUCUUCACUUGUUGCCAGGUGAGCAGCUGCUUUGUGAAGCCAGCACAGUACUGAAGUAUGUCCAGGAAGAUUCCUGCCAGCAUGGGAUCUAUGGGAAACUUGUCUGCACAGACUUCAAGAUUGCUUUCUUGGGCGGUGACGAGUCUGCGUUGGAUAAUGAUGAAACCCAAUUUAAGAAUAAGAUUAUAGGAGAAAAUGACAUUACACUCCACUGUGUGGAUCAGAUUUAUGGGGUGUUUGAUGAGAAAAAAAAAACUCUCUUUGGACAACUGAAGAAAUACCCCGAGAAACUCAUCAUCCACUGCAAGGACCUGCGGGUGUUCCACUUCUGCCUGAGGUACACGAAAGAAGAGGAAGUCAAAAGGAUUGUCAGUGGCAUAAUUCAUCAUACCCUGGCUCCUAAACUGCUUAAACGAUUGUUUCUCUUCUCCUAUGCAUCUGCUGUAAAAAACAAUAUGGCCACCAGUCCCAAGAACCAUACUGUAAUGUUUGACACACUUGAGGACUGGCGCUGGGAAUUGGAGCGGACCAAAGGCAACCUGAAGUACAGCGCAGUGAGCGUCAAUGAAGGCUACAAAGUCUGUGAGAGGUUGCCAGCAUACUUUGUUGUCCCCACCCCUCUUUCUGAAGAGAAUGUGUCACGCUUUCAGGGUCACGGCAUACCAAUAUGGUGUUGGUCCCACCACAAUGGAUGUGCCCUUUUGAAAAUGUCAGCACUGCCCAAAGAACAGGACGAUGCCAUUUUACAAAUCCAAAAGAACUUCUUGGAUGGAAUUUACAGGAUCAUCCAUAGGCCACCCUAUGAAAUUGUCAAAACCGAAGAUCUGUCAGGCAACUUCCUGUCCCUGCCGGACAUCCAGACUGCAUACUCUAAGUUUAAACAGCUGUUUCUGAUAGAUAACAGUACCGAAUUUUGGGACACAGAUAUAAAAUGGUUUUCUCUGUUGGAAAGUAGCAGCUGGCUUGACAUAAUUAGACGCUGCCUGAAAAAAGCAAUAGAGAUUGUAGAAUGUCUAGAAGCGCAAAACAUGAACGUUCUACUUUUAGAAGAGAACGCUUCCGACCUCUGCUGUCUCAUGUCCUCUCUGGUGCAAGUGAUGAUGGACCCACACUGUAGAACCAGGGCUGGUUUCCAGAGCCUCAUCCAGAAGGAGUGGGUCAUGGGCGGGCACUGCUUCCUGGAUCGCUGCAACCAUCUGCGUCAGAGUGACAAGGAAGAGGUUCCUGUGUUCCUGCUUUUCCUUGACUGUGUCUGGCAGCUGGUGCACCAGCAUCCCCCAGCAUUUGAGUUCACGGAGACCUACCUGACUGUUCUGUCUGACAGCCUGUACAUACCCGUUUUCAGCACCUUCUUCUUCAACUCGCCACAUCAGAAAGAAACUAACAUGGGUAGGGAAAACCAGGAUGCACACAGCAAGCCUUUGAGUCUGCUCACCGUGUGGGAUUGGUCUGUACAGUUUGAAUCCAGAGCCCAGAUAUUGCUCCAAAACCCUCUGUACGUGGAAAAACCAAAACUGGACAAAGGCCAGCGGAAAGGAACGCGUUUCAAACUGGACCAGAACUCCCUGAGCUCCAGAACAGCGUGGCCAGAGCAUCAACGACAGCUUUCUUUGCCACUCACCCAAUCUAAGUCAUCUCCCAAAAGAGGAUUUUUCAGGGAAGAAACAGAUCAUUUAAUUAAAAACCUUCUGGGCAAGAGAAUUAGCAAACUAAUUAAUUCUUCUGAUGAGCUGCAAGACAACUUUCGAGAGUUCUACGACAGCUGGCAUAGCAAGCCCACUGACUACCAUGGGCUGUUGUUGCCUCACAUCGAGGGGCCAGAGAUCAGAGUCUGGGCCCAGCGCUACCUGCGUUGGAUUCCAGAAGCCCAGAUUCUGGGUGGUGGCACAGUGGCCACCAUGAACAAACUCUUGGAAAUGAUGGAGGAAGUACAGAGUUUACAAGAGAAAAUUAAUGAGAGGAGACUCCACCGGGAGGCCCUCCAGGCAGAGGCCCCCUCCCUGCUGAGGAACUCUGCCCGCCUGUCCUCGCUGUUUCCUUUUGCUUUGCUUCAGCGACAUUCCUCUAAGCCUGUCUUGCCCACCAGUGGUUGGAAAGCUUUGGAAGAUGAAGAAGAUCUGGCCAAACGAGAAGAUGAGUUUGUGGAUCUAGGGGAUGUGUGAGCUGUCUAUUCAGUGAUUGCAAAAGAGGAAUCUUGAAGACUGGGAGAGGAGUCCAACACAUGGACGCACUGACCUCUGGACUGGUGUGACAUGCUGAAGCCCACUGCUGCGAGGGAGGGCCAUCAGCCCAGAGCUCUGUAAGGGGAAACUGCGCCUUCAGUAAAAGAGCUGGUUCUCUUUUCUUCCUGGUCCUGAAAGACUAUGCAAUUAAAACCCUAUCUCUAGUAUUAUUAAGUGAAAGGAAUUACUACUUGACUCAUCACAGAAUUGCAGCUGUUAUCUGACGCAUAAGUAUUACACAGAAUCUGCAGUAGCUGGUUUACUACUAAAAAGGGCUUUGAUAAGAUAUUCUUGGACUUGAGUCUUUCUUCAAAUCUUUUCGGUGCCAAGAGAAUUUUUCCAGUCACUGGGAAGUCAGUGUCUCUAACCAAUCUCAGUUCGGAGCAGGCUCAGCUAUAUGUGAUGUGUGUAUGGCGAAUGGAAGGAUUCAGAGGUGUUGAGAUGUGUGGCAUUCAUUAAACCGCAGCACUUUUCCUUCCUGCAUCCUCUUGCCUGUAGAAAAGCUGGAGAAACCCCACCCAUGUCACCCAUCCUGGCGUUUCAGACCAUCCUGCCUCCUGCAAUGAUCGUGUCACUUUGUGUGCAGGUGCUGGGCCAGUCAACCAUGCCACCUUUUUUCGUGUGCUGAUGCCUCCAGGUCUCUGCCUACUCCAUACCAUUCGCUGCUGUCCCUCCCUGCUGCCCACCUUUGGUUCACGUGGUCCCAGGGUCUUGCUGCUAAACCUGGUGGUUAAACUGGGGGACUCUCUUUGGUCUGCCCAGAGGAGCUUCCAUUCUUCUGGUGGCUCUCAGGGUUUGCAAGUAAUUGCUUUGCCUUUUUCUAGUAGCAGGCCGAGACCUCAGAGCAUUCGUGACCAUGGUCCCCUGCAGCAGCCCCUCAGAUGGUUUCCCCACCUUCGCUGUCACCUGACAGACUGUUGAGGGUCACUUUUGAACGUGGCUUUCAUAGGGAAGCAGUUAAGCCUAUCAGAAGUGAUGGCUGUCAUAUAGUACCUCAGUGAUUUAAAAAGCCAUAGAAGAAAUGCAACUGUGUCUGGUAAACUUCUUGCAUCUGCUGUCUAAAUGAUCUGUAUUUUUAAAUACAGGAACGUACACUUUGUAAGGACCAGUUUUUUCAUUUUCAAUGGAACCCUGUUACAUCCCACUAAAGGAAGGGGGAGGGAAAAAACCUCAUGUUAGAAUGUUUCAAAUGGAAUGUUUGCCUUUUAUAUACAUUUUCUCUCCAGUAUAGGUCCCAAUUUAAAUAGUACAUGUUUAGAAAAACUUUCAGUUGCUCCAGGGCAAUAAGAAAUGUUGAAACUAUUGACGACGAGUUUCUCAGUUUGCACUGAAUUGUCUUUUGUACUUACUGGAGACUGCUUUGCCUUUUGUUCCCCAACUGCAUAUUGACACGUGACCAGGUCAUCUGUUAAGACAACCAGAGGUUGAGGGGAGGGCAGGAUUGGGGGACAAGCACAGGUCCAGUCUCGGUUGCCUUAAGGGUCUUACUAGGGAGGUCAGUGUUAGGCUUUCAGUAGGGAUUUUAGAAAUACACUAGUUCAUUAGCUACCCUCACAUGUGCUCCAUGGGCCUUCUUAAACUAGCACUAACCUCCACCUCUCUGCCCCAAUUGCCUCCCAAAUACACUAUGGAGCUAACUAUUUUUGUUACCAUAUUAUAACAUGAAUAUUUAUACAGUGGCCUCUUCAGUCUUAGGAUCUUAGUAAUUUUCAUUCCAGAAAUGCCCAGUGUGAUGCUUUAUACUUCACAAUGUGUGGUUUAAAGGCACAAGGUCAUGGCCCUGUCACAGCAGUUGAAUGUGCAUUGAAAUAUUUUUCUAUGACUUAAAAAAAAUUACAGUAGAAAAAUAAGCUGUUAUAACAUGGACAGUCAUGUUAAUUGGUGUAUUUAUAUUUGGAAUCAGAUUUCUAUAAACUUGUAUUUGUGUACGGCACUCUCAGUGGGUUUGUAUAUUGUGAUGUUCUUAUUCAAAUGUGCGUUAUGCUUAACAGUUAAAGCGGAAAUGAGACCAUUUGCUUUGUUUAAAUGCUGCACUGUGCACAUUUGGAAAUGUACAUUAAUUUACUGUGUAUGAUAUUUUGAGUUUGUUUAUACCUCCAAGUUUUUACACUGAAGACAAAUUAUCUUUAAUUACAUGUAAAACUUUUUUUUUUAAAGGGAAUAAGCUGUUGGGCUCAAUCUGUAUAAAUGUGCUUUUUAUUUUCUGGAUGUACAAUGAAAGUUUAUACUUGUAUCUCACUGCAUCAUAUCUGAUUGCAGAAAUUAAAGCACAGUUUACCAGCA
This is a messenger RNA of Miniopterus natalensis, 4545 nucleotides long. The record is from RefSeq and is a predicted model, not a curated record. NCBI's taxonomy places the organism in Eukaryota, Metazoa, Chordata, Mammalia, Chiroptera, Miniopteridae.